AAGUAGUUUUCGGGUACGCUUAUCGCUUUUCACCGAAAGAAAUAAAAUAAUUUAUCACUGACCUAUUUCUCCAUAUUACAUGAAAGUUUUAGUAUAAAAGGUAUUUUAGUACGAGUCAAUCAUUUAAUUUCUUUUAACGAAGAAAUAUCAUGCUGCCCCGCUUUGCUUUUUUAGUUCUAUGUGUGCAGACUAGUCUAAUUCAGUCUACUCUGAGCGAUGAACCAUGCGGGUGCGGCCAAAUCUCGUACGAAUCCUCCGGACUCAAUCUCGGCGCCAUUGAAAAAUACAGUUCACUUAGCUUAAUCCCGCCCAGUCUCAGCUUAAGCGCGCCUACGCUCAACCUGGGGGCAUCUGCCCUCAGUCUGAGCGCGCCUGCUUACGGCGGUUCGGGCACCGGGCAGGUCGGCGUGUCCGGCGACAUCGGCGCGAGCGGCACCACCGUCGUCGUCGGCUCCGUGCCCGCGCUCGGCUCCGUCGAGUUCAAGGGUAUAGUGCCGGCAUCCGGAUCGGUUUCUAUUACCGGACAGUGUGGAUGCGGGUGCCAGUGAAUAUAUAAUAUUAAAAAUAAAUGAAAAUUACGUACA
Molecule: messenger RNA, 584 nt
Organism: Cydia pomonella (codling moth)
Lineage: Eukaryota; Metazoa; Arthropoda; Insecta; Lepidoptera; Tortricidae
Product: chorion class A protein Ld2/Ld41-like
Exons: 2
Coding region: 150-548 (132 amino acids)
Source: RefSeq, a predicted model, not a curated record